AUGUUGAGAAGAUCUGUAAUGGGUCUCCGUAUCCUGAAGCAGUGGAAAUCUCAGUCACGGCGUAAGCUCUACCAUUUUGGAGAGUUGAGUUUGAACUCAUCAAUUUCUCUGCCCAAUCCUCCCCUGAUUCAUCCACAUAACUCAAUAGCCGCGGCGGUACAUCAACCGCCACGUCCAAUGGCGUCGUCGUUGGAGUCCCUGGAGAGAGUGUUGCGCUCGAGUGGGCCGAGGGUUACAAAGAGAACGUCGUUGGGCCAACUGCCCCAAGCGCUAAGGCAUAAGAUGAAGAAAUGCAGUGAUCCCCAUGUGAGGUUGGAUCUGAUGUUGGACUUCAAGGAACCGCUACGUGUCUCAUUAGCGAAUAUAGAUAACGUACUGGAGAAAGAUUUUGGAGUCGGUAGUGCUGUGGAGGCGUUGGAGGUGCUGGAUGAUAGAACCAUGGUGAAACUCGUCAAGUACUACAUCGUUCAUAGAGAUUACAACAGAGCCAGUGUUCUUGUCCAUAGUGUUCUUCUCAACAGAUUCCAAGACGUUUCACUGAUUCACAAGCUGAAUGCAGCUAUCUUUGAUUCUCUGAAGAAGGAUUAUGAUUUGUCCUUGGGUUUCAUGGAUCUAUGUCGCUCUUUGUACAAGACCUGUGAAGGGGAUAUGAAACUGUUCAAAUUUUGCUUCACCUCUUUGACAAACAAUGGCGCUGUUCUAAGAGAUUUGCAUUUCAAGCAUCCAAUGUUUCUCGAUGUUUUAAGAUAUAUUCAACUGGCAACUGUGAUAGAACACUGUGAUGACGUUACAGUUUUACCGCAACAGUACUGGACCACGGGGUAUGACUACGUUGACUUAGCCCUGGUGAAGAAGCUGUUAGAACAAGGUUCAAAGACAGAGGCUUUAGAACACAUGAAUGGAACAGGGUUGAUUAAAGAAGAUGGACUUUUCAACAGGGUCAUAGCUUCUAUUUCAUCUCCUAUAGAUGAAACCAUUUCACUACAGAUCCUGAAGAAUACUACAAACUUUGGAAUGCUGGACAAGGAAACCUGGAGACGUAUGAAAUCGAAACCAAAAUUCUUCAAAACUUGUUUCGAAACCACCUCCUCUCCAAAGUUGAAACAUGAACUUCAAUCUAUCUAUCUAUUAAAGCUGAUAAAGUCGGGGAAGCUGUUAUCGGCAAAGCAACACGUCAGACGUUAUAUUCAAGAUGUAGCGCAUUGGAGUGUUUCGCCGCUGAUAUCACUUGUACUGGUUACGAAGGAUCAGGUACUCUGUGGAGAGAUGUUGAGAAAUAUGACACCUUCUACUCGAAACAUCUUUUUAGACCUUGGUUUAAAAAGAAUAUAUUCGGAUAUGAAGAGAUGCAAAGAAGUCGUAUCUCCAGAAUCACAAUUACCGCAGGUUGAGUGGCUAUUGAAAUGUUGUAAUUACAAACUUUCAGAUGCAACCUUUGAAACGCUUUGUUCGUUCUUGUCAACUCUGCCGCUAGAAGCACAAGCUUCCCUUUUGCAAAGAAUAUCUGGACCAAGUGCAUCUGCCUACUUAUCAUUUAUCAAACGUUGUAAAUCUGUUCUUGUUGUUAAAUCAUUGAUCCAACAGAGAAGAUUCCGGACACGUGCAGAGAAGAGUGCAUUGUGUAAAGUUAUUGAUUUACACUUGUCAUUUACUGAUAUCAAGUACCUGUUUGGAGAGUUGGAUUCAACUGACUAUAACUCUUUGCAUCCAAAAUAUGUGCAUUGUAUUCUAAAAAAGGAUCAUCUGCCAAAGGCUCAGAAAUUCUUGGAGAGUUAUCCAAAUGAAACCUCGAAAUUAAUGUUAAACAACCAUUUGGCAAUCUCUGAACCGCUGCAAUUAACAAGAUCAACGGAGUGUCAAUCCAGCAAUGAAAAACUUCAAGUUGAGACGUACAACAGACUUUUGGAUAACUCAAGACUCUACAUGGACCGUACUCUACGGUUCGGCUUGAAGCAGUUGAAGAGAAACCACAAGAUGGAUCAAAAGACGUUGUGUAUACUCGUAUUGAAGCAGUGUGUGGAGAGAACAAAACUUUGCAACAGGGGGUCUAUCGUUAUGAACGAACGUUUGAAAUGGGCACUUUCUCAAUGUGACCGUUAUAACGUUCCUUCUGGUGUCAUUGAAGGGAUUAUGAGUUGA
Molecule: messenger RNA, 2139 nt
Organism: Williopsis jadinii
Lineage: Eukaryota; Fungi; Ascomycota; Saccharomycetes; Phaffomycetales; Wickerhamomycetaceae
Exons: 1
Coding region: 1-2139 (712 amino acids)
Source: RefSeq, a predicted model, not a curated record